Messenger RNA from Seminavis robusta, 1566 nucleotides. The record is from the annotation of a GenBank genome assembly. NCBI's taxonomy places the organism in Eukaryota, Bacillariophyta, Bacillariophyceae, Naviculales, Naviculaceae.
AUGGAAUCUCUGGAGAAGGUGAAUGCCAAGCUUUUGGCUGAUUUGGAAGCAGCCGACAAGGAGAGCCAGGAAGCGCUUGAGACUAUGCAGAAAGCCCUUGAGUCUGCCAAGGCGGGCAAUGACACUGUUGUUUCUGAGAGGGGAAUUCCUUCUGCAGAGACUAAGCAGAACAAUCCUCAAUCAGAGUUAUAUGCGCUCAAAACCAAGUAUGCUGAUGUUUUUGCCAGUUCUGCCAAGAAGGAUGAAGACCUGCAAAUUGUUCGAACAGAAAUGGAUUCAUUGCAAAAGGUGAAUGCCAAGCUCCUUUCUGAUCUGGAAGCAGCAGACAAGGAGAGCCAACUAGCCCUUGAGACUUUGCAAAAAGCCCUUGAGUCUGUCAAAACAGAGUAUGAAAACCUUGCUUCUGGUGGUGAGGAACGUUCCAAGAAGAAAAAGCGAAGUGACCUGAAUGCUGAAAUAGCUGGGCUCAAGGCUGAGUAUGCAACCGUCUUGGCCCAUUCCUUGCAAAAAGACAGAGUGGUUGAGGCUGCCAAGAGAGACAUGGAAUCUCUGGAAAAGGUGAAUGCCAAACUUUUGGCUGAUUUGGAAGCAGCAGACAAGGAGAGCCAGGACGUCCUCGAUUCUAUGCAAAAGGCUCUUGAGUUGGCCAAGGCAGGCAAUGACACUGUUGUUUCUGAUAGGGGAAUUCCUUCUGCGGAAACUGGGCAGAACAAUCCUCAAUCUGAGUUAUAUGCGCUCAAAACCAAGUAUGCUGAUGUUUUUGCCAGUUCUGCCAAAAAGGAUGAGGACCUUGACACACUGCAGACUGCUCUUGAAUCACUGAGGGUGGAAAAUGCCAGCCUUGUUUCUAAGCUUGAGAAUUUGGUCAAUGAAGAAGCGGCACAGAAGCCCCAGGCUGACGUGGAUGGGCUCAAGGCUGAGUAUGCUGCAGUCUUGGCAAGUGCAACCAAGAAGGGAGCAGAACUUGCCACAACUCGGGCACAGUUAGAGUCAUUACAGAAGGUCAAUGCCAAGCUCUUGGCUGAUCUAGAAAAUGGAGACAAGGAGAACCAUGGAGCCCUGGAGACUCUGCAGUCCGCACUUGAAUCUGAAAAGGCUAAGGCAGCUGCUGAACGUGAAAUGUCGGUGAAUGAGAAAUUUGACCUGGAACAAAAGCUGCAGACCAAUCAGACAGAGAUGGAGUCAUUGAAAGACGCCCAUGCAAAGCUCAUUACUGAUCUCGAAGAUGUGUGCAAGGAGAGUCAAGAUUCUCUGGAUACUUUGCAGGCUGAACUGGAGGCAACCAAAGAACAGAACGUGAAGCUUACUGCUGAGCUUGAGUCAGGGGUCUCCAACGUUCUCUUGGAGACCCAGUUGCAGGAACAGAUUGCUGACAACAAAAGGCUAGAAGAGGUUGUGUCACGCCUCAAAGAGGAAGUCAAGGCCAAGGAUGAAUUGAACAAGAGCCUCACAGCCAACGUGGAGGAGAUGGGCCGACAAAUAGAAGUCACGGAAAAAAUUGCCGGUGAGCACAGGAGAGCAGUGCAAGAAAAUGCUACGCACUUUUAUAUAAGAGUAUUAGGUUAA